ACCGCACCGGAGCUCGCACAGCGAAGGAACAAAGGAGAGGAGCUCGAGAGGUCAACGAGGAGCAGCAGGAAGGAAGGGUGAGGUCUCCUUCCUCCUCCUAUAAACCCACCGCACCCGCCUUCCGGAAUCCCAUUUUCUCACCCGGGAGCUGCAAUUUCUACCUGCUUCGUAAGUCCAGCUUUGAAUUGUUCAUUUACGACCUUUUCUUCCCGAGUUCUAUCAUAUUCGUUGAAACAAGAACACCAUUUGAGGGUUUCAUGGUUGUCCCAUAGAUCAAUUCCUCGUUGGAUGAUGAUAGUUCCAUCAGAUAGAAGGCCAUAUUGAAGUAGAAUCCGGGCAGUGUUGAAUCUGAAUGGAAGGUGAAAUGAGAAGAACUUUGGAAACCGCCAUGAAAGCUUCUUCAUCAAUGGCAAGCGGCACAUCGGCCCCUGACCAACAGAUUGCUAGGUCCAAUCCCAUGGAGCAGUUUUAUUUUUCAAGGCCUAGUCAAUCUUUCCCAGGCUUCCCUCCAUUCUUUGGGGCUCCAUCUUCUAGUUUGUAUCUUCCUAAUGACAACGAAGCUAAAGUUGGGAACCAGUUUGAAUCAAAUCCUUCACUAAAUAAUUUUCUAACAGAUUGGGACCCUCAGGCAAUGGUGAGCAACCUAUCCUUCCUUGAGCAGAAGAUCAAGCAGGUAAAAGAUAUUGUACUGUCCAUGAGUAGUCGAGAGAACCAAGUUGCUGGCGGUUCCUGUGAGCUAGCAGCAAAGCAGCAGCUCAUAACUGCUGAUCUCACCAGCAUUAUAAUCCAGCUUAUCUCAACAGCUGGUUCCCUGCUCCCUUCAAUGAAAAACCCGCUUCUUAGCAGCAAUCUAGCAAUCAGGCAGCUUGGCAACUCUCUUGGUUCUCCAAUGGGCUUCGGCAUGAAUGCUAAUCAGCGACCAAGCACAGACAGCAAGACCACUAUUCCUGACAUUGGCAAGACCACUGAUUAUGAGGAACUGAUGAAUAGCCUUGAUACUAAUCAAGAUGAAAGAGAUGAGCUGAUCAAAUGCCCAAAUCCUUGUGGUGGGGAAGGGUCUGAACCGACUCCGAUGGAUGACCAUGAUGUGAAGGAGAGUGAUGAUGGUGGUGAGGGAGAGAAUCUCCCGCCUGGUUCGUAUGUAGUCUUGCAACUGGAAAAGGAGGAGAUUUUAGCACCACAUACUCAUUUCUGCUUGAUUUGUGGCAAGGGUUUCAAAAGAGAUGCUAACUUAAGGAUGCACAUGAGAGGACAUGGAGACGAGUACAAGACUGCCGCAGCCCUGGCCAAACCCACCAAAGAUUCUGGUUCAGAGCAUGCACCGGUAACAAGGUACUCGUGCCCAUUUGUGGGUUGCAAGCGGAACAAAGAGCACAAGAAGUUCCAGCCUCUCAAGACAAUCUUGUGUGUGAAGAACCACUACAAGAGGAGCCACUGCGACAAGAGCUACACUUGCAGCCGGUGCAACACCAAAAAGUUUUCUGUCAUCGCAGACUUGAAGACUCAUGAGAAGCACUGUGGGCGAGACAAGUGGCUCUGUUCCUGUGGCACAACCUUCUCAAGGAAAGACAAGCUUUUUGGGCAUGUUGCUCUUUUCCAAGGCCACACACCUGCACUCCCAAUGGAUGAUGUCAAAGUAACAGAGGCAUCGGAGCAACCUCAGGGCAGCGAGCCGAUGAAUGAAAUAGCAAGGACCAUGGGGUAUAACAUCUCCUGCAGCUCGUCUGAUGGUAUCUCGAACCUCGACAUGAAAGUGGCUGAUGAUCCACGUGGUUAUUUCUCACCAUUGAGCUUCGAUCCUUGCUUUGGUGCGCUUGAUGACUUCACUCGCCCUGGAUUUGACAUCUCCGAGAAUCCCUUCUCCUUCCUUCCAUCAUGAUCAUGCAGUUUUGGGCAACAAAACAGAGGCAGCUGAUGGAGGUCUCCGCUGAUGACGACGACAAUGGCCUUGGCGACCUUUAUGUAUGUUUAUGGACGAUGCUAGUCUCGUUUGUCCUCUGUUCAAGGAGUCAUGUUAGGUUAUGCCUUUUUCUAAAGUGUACUCCAUUUGGUGGUCAUCAAUAAUGAUCAAGCACUUUUAUCAUUCCAUAUAGAAUGAGAUAGCCCCAAUUGUGUUA
Phragmites australis (common reed) is the source of this 2117-nucleotide messenger RNA. RefSeq names its product zinc finger protein STOP1 homolog. NCBI's taxonomy places the organism in Eukaryota, Viridiplantae, Streptophyta, Magnoliopsida, Poales, Poaceae. The record is from RefSeq and is a predicted model, not a curated record. Gene Ontology annotation, biological process: response to aluminum ion; response to acidic pH. Bases 353 to 1879 code for a protein of 508 amino acids. The transcript has 2 exons.